AUGUUCUCCGCCCUUUUCGCCCUCGCCGCCCUCCCUCUGACGCUCGUACACGGUCUGACCGUCAACAACCCGACGACGACCGUCACGUCCACCGGCUCCAUCACCAUCUCAUGGACCACCUCCUCAGGCGACCCCUCCGCCUUCUCCAUCGAGCUCAUCAACCAGUCCUUCAACAGCCAGUUCGCCAUUGCCAACAACGUCGACGCUAGCCUGGGGUCCCUCACCCUCACCCUCCCCCAGAUCCCCGCCGAAGAUGGGUACACGAUUGAGCUCGUGAAUAUCUCCAACAUCAACAACGUCUACGCCCAGACGAGCACCUUCUCCGUCUCGGAGCCUGUCAGCUCCUCUGUCUCCUCGUCGGCGUCGUCGUCCGGGUCUGCUAGUGCGAGUGGGAGCGCGAGUGUCAGCGGUUCGGCGUCCGUGUCAGCUUCCGGGUCCACGUGA
Molecule: messenger RNA, 444 nt
Organism: Guyanagaster necrorhizus
Lineage: Eukaryota; Fungi; Basidiomycota; Agaricomycetes; Agaricales; Physalacriaceae
Exons: 2
Coding region: 1-444 (147 amino acids)
Source: RefSeq, a predicted model, not a curated record